CAAUUUUCUUUCCUAAAAAGAAAAUCCACUCGCAGAGAGGAAAACAGAAAAGAAAAGGCGAAAAUAUAAAACAAAGAGGGAAAAAAUAGGGGGAAAGGGUUUCCGGUGCUCCAAAGCAGAAGAGAGAGUGCGUGGCAGCGUAGAUAUAUUCUCAUUGCUCGCCCCCCUUGCAUCCGCAGCGCGCUCAGCCAGACAGAAGUAUAAGAAGCAGAGAAAGUCACCGGAGAAGUAAAAGUAGAAAAAGAAGAGGAUAGCCAAAAGUCCGGCCAUCGGUGUCGUCUGUACUCAGAUCUGAGUGGGGGCGGUGACGCAGAGAGAAGGGGAGGUAGGAAGAUGAGUGGGAAAGGAGGCGGCGGCGGAGGAGUAGGUCACAACAACAGCGAUAGGAACCAUGGCGGAAAGGGCAGUAAUGGAAUUUCCGCCAUACCGGCGGGCUCCAGGAAGAUAGUUCAGAGCUUGAAAGAGAUUGUCAGCUGUCCCGAGGCGGAGAUCUAUGCGAUGCUCAAGGAGUGUAACAUGGACCCUAACGAGGCCGUUAAUCGCCUCCUCACUCAAGAUCCUUUCCGCGAAGUUAAGAGCAAGCGAGAAAAGAAGAAAGAGAAUAAGGAUACAACAGACAUUCGGCCUCGUGGUGCUAAUAAUGUUACACAUCGCGGUGGCAGGGGAAGUUCAGAUCGGUAUGGGCGUAGUGGAUCAAACCAAUAUGGCUCAACUGAUUCUGGUGCUUUGCAUGGUAAAUCUGCUUACAGGAAGGAAAAUGGAGCACAUGCUUAUGCAGGUUCUACUUCUUAUGCCUCUGCCACUGCAGGGAACAAUAGUGGGUGGCGAGCUCAAUUUCCCAGCGACUCUUUGGGUGCUGAAAAUAAAACACCAACUGUAAGUGCAGGUGAUGGGGUUUCCUCAUCAGUGCAGCCUACUCCUGGAAUUCAAUCUGGUUGGAUUGCGGUUCCAGGUCAGGUAUCAAUGGCAGAUAUUGUCAAAAUGGGAAGGCCCCAGAGUAAGCCAUCUGCACUACAUAGCCACAUUGUUAAUGAGCAGCAUGGAUGGGGACCCGCACACAAUGAUAUGCAUUCAUCAGAAAAUAGUGCUCACAAGGUGCCGGAGAUGCACAAUGAACCAGAAGUUUAUUCCAAUGACUGGCCAUCAAUUGAGCAGCCAUCUGGUGCUAAUGUGUCAUCUUUUAUGGAGGCACCUACAGAUCCUGAGUUGUAUGCGAACCCAUCAAGCUUACCUUUAGAUAGAGCAGAUGAGCACGUUAGGUCCGAGCCUGAUGAAGUUCAGUCAGAAGAGGAUGAUCUUGUUCAAACGCUUAAUGAAAGUCAAGUUGGGCCUCCUUCUGUAUCCAGUAGACAUAUACAGGAAGAUGGCAUUGGAGGUUCCUCACUAUUUGACAAUGAUCUGUAUGAUAAUAUUAACUCCUACCAGGCUCAUAGACAUGCUUUUGAGCAUAAUGAAGCAGAGGACAGUUCAUCAUCUGUCUCAGCAAAUCUAAAGCAAUUGAGCUUGCAGAAUGAAGAUAAGGUUGGGGCACCUGAAGAAGAUAACCCUGUUGUAAUAAUUCCAAAUCAUCUUCAAGUUCAUGCUCAAGAUUGUUCGCACUUAAGUUUUGGUAGCUUUGCUUCUGGCAUCGCUUCGGGUUUGUCUGGGCCAUUUGGAUCGAACCCCUUGGCGAAUAAUCUGGAAGAGACAUCUGAAACGGUGGAAGCCGACACAGCAGUGCACUCAAAUGCUAGAGAUCCCGAGUACUAUGCAGAUGAGCAUCUAAGAAGUACAGGUGAAGAUGAUUUAGUUCAUAGAACUAAUAAUGCGAAUGCUGGGAACUAUGAUUCUCCUGCAGUCCCUCAACCACAAGUCUUAAAGGAGGAAACCCAGGAAGCUGCUCAGGAAAAUCAAUAUGCAUUUGCCUCCUCUACGCCUGGCUAUAAUUAUGAAAACACUCAGCAUUUAGAUGCUGCCUUUAACAGUCAACAGCCGAGCUCUCAGAUGCAGAACAUUGCUGCCUUCUCAAGUGUUAUGCAGGCCUAUUCAAACUCAUUGCCUAGUGGAUUGCUGGCUUCAAACGUGCCAACAGGAAGGGAGCCUGAUCUGCCAUACUCACCUUUCCCAGCCACUCAAUCCAUGCCUACAAAGUAUGGCACUACAGCGUCCUCUAUCAGUGGUCCAAGCAUGUCUAUGCCAGAGGCUCUCAGAGCAUCCAGCAUUUCCACGCAUCAGCCAACUCAACAGUCGCUUGGUGGUGGCGGUGGUGCUGUUGCCACUGGACCUGCUCUGCCUCAGCACCUUGCUGUCCAUCCAUAUUCACAACCUGCGCUUCCUAUGGGCCAUUAUGCUAAUAUGAUUGGCUAUCCUUUCUUGCCUCAGAGCUAUGCAUAUAUGCCGUCGGCUUACCAACAGACUUUUGCAGGCAAUAGCAAUUACCACCAGGCUCUGGCAGCUAUGCUUCCUCAGUACAAGAAUAGUGUUUCUGUCAGCAGCUUGCCCACUCAGUCUGCUGCUGUCCCAUCUGGAUAUGGGUUUGGGAAUUCAUCAAGCAUUCCUUCAGGAAACUUCCCUCUCAAUCCACCUGCUCCCCCUGCUGGUACAACUCUUGGCUAUGACGAUGUGUUGAGCUCGCAGUACAAGGAUAACAGCCAUUUGAUGUCUCUGCAACAACAGAAUGACAACUCAGCAAUGUGGGUUCAAGGGCAUGGAUCACGGACCAUGUCAACAGUCCCUGCAAACUCCUAUUACAACUUCCAGGGGCAGAACCAGCAGCUGCAACAGCAACAGCAACAGCAACAGCAGCUUCAACAGCAACAGCAACAGCUUCAACAGCAACAGCAACAGCAACAGCAGCCCUCAGGCUUUAGGCAAAGUCAACAACAGCCGUCACAACAUUAUGGUGGUCUUGCGGGGUACCCGAAUUACUACCAUUCCCAAACAGGGUUAUCCCUUGAUCAUCAGCAACAGAGCACGAGGGAUGGAUCUCUUGGCGGCAGCUCGCAAGGCCAGGGCCCAAAGCCAACCCAACAGCUAUGGCAAAACAGUUACUAAAGGGUAGUGCGAGGCCUACCCUGCCAUCACCUCGUGGUUUUUCAGGGUCUUUGUAGUCAGUUUGAAAGUGGCCAAAUAUCCAAAGGGCAGUCGGAAAAAUAAUAGAUUGAAUGUAAGAUUUUCUUCGUCGUCCUGUUUUUCGGUGGCUGCUACUGCCCUGUGCCACGAGGCUGUACUCUCUUCAUAAUUGUCGUUGCUGCUCUGGUUUUAACCUACUUAGGAACAAGAAAGAAGAGUGCUAAUCUCAGUGUUUAGUGAAGGACCUUGUUUCAGUUACAUGCAUUUUUGUGUUUUUGUUCUUGUGAUAGUGAAGAAACUUUGCUCUGCGUUUUGUAGUUCAGGAGUCUUGAGCUCUUGAUGGAAACCUUUCCUUCCUACAUGUGAACUUUUCAACUACAGUGGGCUGGAACAGGUUUUCCUUGAUGGUGUUUCUUCCCUAACCUUCCCUUGUAGUAACAUUGCCUUCAUGUGUGUUUGCUGUUGAGAAUGUAAUAUAUUAGAAGUAUUGAGCGUUUUGGGUCUAAUUUUGUUGACUAAACCAAGUUAAGAAAGAACAUUUUCAUUGCUUUUGUGUGUGGUUUCUCUCAAUGCUAUCCUCUCCCUGUGCCCAAAUGAUUCCCUACCUU
Molecule: messenger RNA, 3659 nt
Organism: Linum tenue
Lineage: Eukaryota; Viridiplantae; Streptophyta; Magnoliopsida; Malpighiales; Linaceae
Source: the annotation of a GenBank genome assembly